AUGUCUGCCUACCCUCAGCAACAGCAGCAGCAGCAGCGUCCAUACUAUGCUGGACAGCCAGGACAGCCAGGACAGCCAGGACAGCAGGGGCCACCAGGACAGGGACAGUUUGCUCAGGCUCCCAAUGGCUUCCCUCAACAGCAGCAGCAGAAGGGACCACCUAGCCCUUAUGUCAAUGCGCGCCCUGGACCCUCGAUGCCUGGCCAGCCCGGAGUGCGGCCCAACAACAUGCCCCCUGGCGGUCCUCGUCCUCUUAUGCAGUCAGGUAAUCCUAUUGUUGGUACUCAGCAUGCAUCCGAUUUGAUCAAAUGUGUGACAAAGUCCGAAGGAGCGAACACCACUCAGGUCCAUGGACACUCUUCGAUCAGUCAAGGUGGCCCAAGACCACCUGUCAAUGGCUCUCCUCACCCAUACCCACACCAACAGCAACCAGGAGUCAGACCUCACCCUGGAUCUCCAUCAGCAGCCAGACCUCCAAUGGGUCCCCGUCCCCCCAUGCCUAUGAACCAGCCACUCAGGACUGCCUCACCUUUGCCUGGGCAAGCACCAGGAAUGGCUCAUGCUCCUUCGCCUCGCCCUAUUCAUGCCCCUCCUACACCCACACCAACAGCCCUCAAUGGACCUCCUGGACAGCAUGCGCAAGCAUCUCCUCUCCAACAGCAGCAGCCACCCUACGCAAGGGCAGGAACUCCUCUCGGGCACAGCCAGCCUCCACCCAUGCAAUUCCAGCAACAAACCCCUCCUCAACAACAGCAGCAGCAACAGCAACUGCCACCUCAACAGCAUACUCCUCCCGCAGCUCCCGUUGAUCAAAAUGGCGCUGGAAUGAACGGCAUGUACAACCAGAUGGCUGACAUGUCCCUCAGAUCGAACGGCCCCAUCGAUCAGCAAGCACCUGGAUUCGGCGCUAUUCCUCCUCAAGGGCCACCCCAAGUGCCAUCUGCAGAGUACAAACCCAAGGCAGGAGCAAGACCAAAGCGCGUCUUUGCGACUGAUCCCUCAGCGGCACCUCCAGCGCAAGGAAUGAACAACGGCAUGCCCCCACUUCCUCUGCCCGGCAUGAACUCUUACGAUGCUCAGAACGGCAUGGGUCAGCAGCAGCAACAGCAACAGCAACAGCAACCUUAUGGAUCGCAGCAAUUUGGACAGCCACCCAACCAGGGAUAUGCUCAACAGCCACCUACUCCUUAUCAGCAGCAGCAGCAGCCCGUCAUGAACCAGCCACCUAUACCUCAGCAACCCAUGAGCAUGGGUCAGCAACAGCAGCAGUUCAAACCUCAACAACCCAUUCAGCCUGUCGCCAAGUCAAAGAUCGAUCCCGACCAGAUCCCCUCACCCGUUGCAGUUCAGGAGAAUGAUCAGGCGCAGUGGGACGACACACCCUUCAUCACCUCCUCUAAGACCCUUGUCACUCCUCUUGCCAGCUCUGACUUUAUGGCCAUCGAUGAAGGAAACUGUAACCCUCGCUUCUUCAGGAUGACAACCUACAACGUUCCGAACACAGAGGAUCUUCUCAGCACUGCGCAACUGCCCAUGGGUCUUAUCAUUCAGCCAUUGGCCAAGCUCCGCGCCGAUGAGGCACCUAUUGAAACCGUUGACUUUGGCGAUGCAGGACCAGCUAGAUGUCGUCGCUGCAAGGCAUACAUCAACCCCUACAUGAUCUUCACUAACGGCGGUCAGCGAUUCGUUUGUAACCUGUGCUUAUUCGAGAAUGAGAUCGACCCCAACUACUUCUGCAACCUGGACAUGAGCGGCCGUCGCUUGGAUAUCGAUCAGAGACCCGAGCUGCGCAAUGGAACCAUCGAAUUCGCAGUUCCCAAGGAGUAUUGGAACAAGUCCCCAGUUGCUGCUGCUUACGUCUUUGCAAUUGACGUUUCUUGGAGCGCUGUCCAGAGCGGCAUGCUCGCCAACUGUGUUGAGGGCAUCAAGGAGGCGCUUUGGGAUGCCGAUGGCGUCUCUAGACUGGCACCAGGUGCUCAGGUCGGAAUCCUCACCUACGACAAGACCGUUCACUUCUACAACCUCUCCUCGGGCUUGGAGCAAGCGCAGAUGAUGGUUGUUCCCGAUGUGAAUGAUGUCUUUGUGCCACUCAGUGAGGGAUUCUUGGUCAGCCCUGAGACCUCCAAGUCCAUUGUCGAGUCAUUGCUAGACUCCAUCCCUCAAUUGUUCGCCGAGAACAAGACCACAGAUCCCGUUAUUGGCGCUGUCGUUCAGGCGGUUCACAUGGCACUGGAGAACCGUGGAGGAAAGCUGGUCAUAUUCCAGACUGCUCUCCCCACAUCUGGACCUGGCGCCCUCAAGCAGCGCGAGGACUCGAAACUUUAUGGCACGGACAAGGAGAGAACUCUUUUUGCGCCUCAGGACGACUUUUACAAGAAGGUGGCAGAGUCUUGCGUGGACGCUGGUCUCUCAAUCGACCUGUUCCUGUUCCCCAAUGCGUACAUUGACGUUGCCACGUUGGGUUGCCUUCCAAGCAUUACUGGAGGAGAGUCGCACAUGUUCCCCAACUUCAACCCCGCACGCGACGCUGUCAAGUUCAAGGGCAACUUGGCCAAGUUGGUGGCGCGUCCUUUCGGUUACAACGCGUUGAUGCGUGUUCGUUGUUCGACCGGUCUUAGGAUCACGGAGCACUUUGGAAACUUCCACAUGAAGAACAGCACUGAUCUGGAGCUCGCUGGUAUCGACUCUGAGAAAGCGUUUGGUGUUUUGGUCAAGCAUGAUGGAAAGUUGGACGAGAAGGUCGAGGCCUCGUUCCAAGUGGCACUGCUUUACACCACUGCCGAUGGUUUGAGAAGAGUGAGAGUCCACAACUUUAGCACACCCGUCACCACAUUGCUGGGCAAUGUUUUCCGAUGGGCUGACAUGGACACCACCAUCAACUUCUUGGCUAAAGGAGCCAUUGCACAAGGAUUGAGCAAACCCUUGAACGAUGUGCGCGAGGCUCUUACUGAGAAAUGUGUGAAGAUUUUGUCCUCAUACCGCAAGAACUGUGCUUCAUCAACCGCCCCUGGUCAGCUUAUUCUUCCCGAGUCAUACAAGUUAUUCCCUCUGUAUGCGUUGACACUGCUGAAGUCCAAGUCUCUCCGGUCAGGCAUUGAUAUGAACAGUGAUAUCAGAGUGCAUCAUAUGCGCAUGCUCAGGAGCAUGGGUGUCAGCGAGUCCAUCGCCUUCUUUUACCCCCGCAUGGUCCCCGUUUUCGACAUGGAAGAAAAGGUUGGCGUGAGAGGUCCUACAGGACGCGUGUUGUUCCCACCAUUGGUUCGUGUCUCAGUGGCUCGUUUGAACCCUGCAGGAGCUUACUUGCUGGAGAACGGUCAAUGCAUGUUCCUCUGGUUGGGACGCGAUAUCCCCUCCAACUACCUCAUGGAUGUCUUUGGUGUCUCUACCUUGGACGAAGUUGAUCCUAGCCUGCGCCAUCUGCCAGAAAUCGAAUCACAGACAAGCAACCAGUUGAGGACGGUAGCGGCGUAUAUGCAAGAACAGCGUGGCAAGUACCUGAACCUGGUGGUGGUCCGCCAGGGCCGCGGCCAGCACGAGGAGCCCGAGUUCUUGAGUCUGUUGGCCGAGGACAAGAACAACGAUGCCAUGUCCUAUGUCGACUACCUCUGUGCGAUCCAUCGCAAGAUCCAGACCGAGGUCUCCACCAAGCCUUACGAGAACCAUACCCGACUCUGGACUACUCGCUAA
This is a messenger RNA of Linnemannia hyalina, 3687 nucleotides long. The record is from the annotation of a GenBank genome assembly. Lineage: Eukaryota; Fungi; Mortierellomycota; Mortierellomycetes; Mortierellales; Mortierellaceae.